This is a messenger RNA of Panicum virgatum (switchgrass), 2539 nucleotides long. RefSeq names its product rab3 GTPase-activating protein catalytic subunit-like. Bases 216 to 2399 code for a protein of 727 amino acids. The record is from RefSeq and is a predicted model, not a curated record. Gene Ontology annotation, molecular function: GTPase activator activity. The transcript is spliced from 14 exons. Gene Ontology annotation, biological process: positive regulation of GTPase activity. Lineage: Eukaryota; Viridiplantae; Streptophyta; Magnoliopsida; Poales; Poaceae.
UCUUCAAUGUCCCCCAUGAACUUCCCUUUUGUCCAGACAUAUCGCCAUCAACAGCUGGUGACCACUUCAAAUAUAAAGUAUUUUUGAGGAAACUAUCAACCAAAACCUAUCCCUAUAUAAAUGCACCCAAUCUCUCUCAAAGCAAAUCAAGCAACAUACAUACAGCACGGAAACAGCUCAAAACCCCAAAGAAGUCAAGAGCCAUAAUAAUAUCCAUGAUGCCACCCCAUCAUCACGGCCCAGCCAUCCAACGGCCGAGAGCGGCGGGAUCGAACGGUCCCCUGAAUUUCGCCCAGAAAUUCCACCCCUGCCACUACCAAAUCCCGUUUUUUAAAAUCAAAAUAGAAGGCUCCCUUCCCCAUGCUUCAGCUCCCCUCCCCCCGCAUGCGCCCUCCUGCGCAGCUCCGGGCCACUGCCAGGUAGGCCCCACCAUGCAGCAGCCGCCUCCCCCGGCGCCGCAGUCGCUCGUCUCUCGUGCGCGCACGGCGAUCCACUCCGCCGCCGCCCGCGUGCUCACCGACAUCAAGGCCGACCUCCGCGAUGCGGACGGAUCCGGCGGGCGAAGCAGGGCGCCGUCGCCGAGGACUUCGCUGGAUCGGGAGGCUGAAGCGGGCUUCACGGGGCAGGAGCGGGACCUCAAGCCACCGUCGCCGCGUGAUGAGGUAACAGAAACAAGCCCUUCAGGGAACGAGGAUUGCUCAAGCAUACCAAUUGAAUCAACUUCUUCAACAAAGCUGGCCUUUCCUCCAGCUUCAGUGGUUAAACAACUGGUAGCUGCCAUUGAAAAUGGAAAAAAUUUCAAGUCAAUGAGUGAUAUGAGGUCUGCUGGAGACCAAUUACUGAAAGAGAAGGCAGGCUUGAGCUUAUCUGUUGUUAAAUCACUUGUUCGACGCGACAAGGAAGAAAGAUUGAGUUCUGAAUUUUUUGGUGAUGAAGAAACUCAAUCUUUGAUGUACUCUCUGUUCAAAUUAGAGGAACAGUUUCCACAUGAUGGAAAUAAUGGUAACCCCGAAUUGAUUCAUUCAAGAUCUCUGUCCAAGGAUCUACAGGGUGCGCCACCUGGAAGUUUUAUUCAUCAUUUAGCAGAGGUUAUUGGCAGCAUUAGUUCUGUGCACAAGAUGGCAUUCUUUUGGCAGUCAGUUGUUCUUGAGUUAAGGAAACUGUGGUCUGAUUGGCAACCUGUGCCUCGAAUGCCAUUGGAUGCUGCUCCGGACUUGAAUUCUUGUUUACUACAUCAGGAGAUACAAGUCGUAAAUUGCUGCAUUGCCAGGAAAAAGAGAAGAAAAGCAGCAAAGGAGUCACUGGAUUCCUUGCUAAAGCAGGCAAGUAUUGAUAACUCAAAACCCAGGUCUUCAAAUGGUGAGUCUCCUGAAAGCGAGAUGUAUGCAAGAGAUUGUACUGGUGAUUAUGUUCUUCGACUUGGUGCUGAUCGUUUAUCCGAGAACUUAACAUUGCUGGAGACUGGUGAGCCUAUCUAUUCCCCAACACUGCAGGAAGGCCCUAUCAUGACAGCAGAGCUUAUAAAAGAAACAGAGGAGCUUGUCUUACGGACAGGGAGUCUCGGUGCCGGAUGCUCUCAACUUCUAUCAGAUAUGCAGGCUUUUAAGGCAGCAAAUCCAGGAUGUGUUCUGGAAGACUUUGUUAGAUGGCACUCUCCACCUGAUUGGUCUGAAGACUGUGCAGCAAACAGUACCACUGUAGGGGAAGGCUCAUCUAGACGUGGGCGGUUAAGUGAUAGAAUGCAAACAAAAGAAGGAAACUUGUGGAAGGAAUUGUGGGAGGCUGCAAAACCUAUACCUGCUGUCGAACAGACUCCUAUAUAUGAUGAAGAUUUAGCAGUGGAGAGCAUCUUUGAUGCCUUGGAAGUUAUUGAGCCAUCUAAACUGUUUGAGCAGCUGCUUGCUGUCAUUCUUUCUGUAUGCUUUGUGACAGCAGAAUCAGUUCUAGCAGCAGAUAGCAGCCUGUCAAAAUUAUUCUAUGAUUGCAAGGACUACAUAGCUGGCAUUUACCAAGAUGACAUGUCAAAAGAGAAGCUAGAUGAAAUCUGCAAGGUGUAUGAGACAAUGGAAGCCAUAGUAACCCACCCUGAAGAAGCUCUCCAGAUCAUGGAGCAACCUGAUGAAAAAUCUCUUGAAAAUAAAAAUCGUUUCAAGCUGAAACUCAACUUUAUGGCCAAGGAUCGCCCACUCUGGAAGCGCCCGCCAAAGGAUGAGAAGAGGAUGUCUCCAAAGGAUGACAAAAACACAUUGGAGGAAAAGAACACCAAGAUAUUCUCCAACCUUUUUGACAAGAAGGUCUCCAUAUUUUCUAAGAAGAAUGUGAAAUCAUCGGAGGUGCCACCGACACCACCGUCUUCUUCGCCAGGGCCAUUUGACGAGAGUGAGUGGACGAUUUUGUAGCUGAAAUUCCUGUGUUAUUCCUUUGUACAACUUGUAGAGAGGUGUCCCAAAGAUGACGGGGAUAAGCUUAAGCUGUAAAUACUCAUCCAAUUCAUUGAACGUUUUUUAAAUAAACUGAAAAAUGUGAAUAUUUGAAUGCA